AUGGGACUUCUGUCGAAAGGUACACCACUCUCCUGGGAAGAGACCAAGCGGCGCAGCGAUUACGUGCGGCGCCGGGGCAUCUUGCAGUUCAUCAAGCUCUACCGCGAGGCACGGGAUCGCCGCAACGACCGGCUCUUGUGGGGCGACGAAGUCGAGUAUAUGCUGGUGCGCUUCGACCACGCUCACCGACGCGUCCAACUGCUGCUGCGAGGCGCCGAGCUUAUUCACGAGCUAAACGAGCGCGAGCUGCAGACGCCCAUGGCCGUGAGCCUCUGCUCCUGGCACCCAGAGUUCGGCGCGUACGCAAUGGAGGCCGUUCCCGGGCUGCCCUACGGCGACACUCUGGCGCACUGCAACGUCGUCGAGCACAACAUGCGUCAGCGUCGCGCCGAGGUCAGCGCACUGCUCGGUCCCGACGAGGAGAUCAUGUGCAUUACGGUCUUCCCGAGGCUGGGAUGUGCGGCGUUCACGCAGCCGCCGCACGAGCCCUCGCUCAACUCAGUCACCAUGCCGUCACUGUUCGUGCCCGAGCAGAUGAUCUACCCGGCACACCCGCGCUUCCGCACGCUGGCCCGCAACAUCCGGAUGCGACGCGGCAAGCGCGUCGUCAUAAAUGUGCCCAUCUUUCAGGACGUGAACACUCCGCGACCCUUCGUCGAAGACCUCGCGAAGCUCGGGGCGGACCAAGAGGCGCUGCUUGCCGCUCUGCCCGACCACGUGUACAUGGAUGCCAUGGGAUUUGGGAUGGGUAACUGCUGCCUGCAGGUGACGCUGCAGGCGUGCGACAUUUCAGAAGCGAUGCGCCUGUACGACCAGCUGGCCAACGUGUGUCCCGUCAUGCUGGCGCUGGGCGCGAGUAGCCCAGUCUUCCGCGGCUACCUGGUGGACAGAGACUGCCGCUUCGACGUCAUCUCGAUGGCCGUCGACGACCGCACCGACGACGAGAUGAACACGAUGCGGCCGCGCUACGCCAGCAUUCCCUGCUUCAUCUGCGCCGUCAACGAGUGCUACAACGACGUGCCGCUCGCCUACAACCAUGAAGCCUACCGGCUCCUGCGCUCCGAGAACAUUAGCCACGGCCUUGCGAUGCACCUGUCGCACGUUUUCGUCAGGGACUCGCUCUCACUGUUUAGGGAGAAGCUCGGCGAUGGCGCGGACAACGACUACGACCACUUCGAGAACCUGCAGUCAACGAGCUGGCACACGCUGCGCUUCAAGCCACCGCCGCCCAACACAGACAUAGGCUGGCGCGUCGAGUUCCGGCCCAUGGAGCUGAACAUGACCGAAUUCGAGAACGCGGCAUACGUCGUGUUCGUCGUGCUCCUCACCCGCGCCAUCCUGACGUUCGACCUGGACUUGGUGGUCCCCAUCUCCAAGGUGGACGAGAAUAUGCGCGUCGCCCAGAGGGUGGACGCCGUUCUGAAUGAGACGCUGUGGUUCCGCGAGGACGUCGCGUCCCCGCAAGCUGAGCCGCGCGUGGCGCGCAUGACGCUCAGCGAGAUAGUGAACGGCAAGCAGAGCGUAGGCUUCCCGGGUCUCGUGCCACUCGUGCGCGCCUUCCUGGCUGGCAUCGAAGAAGUGGACGUGAGCACCCGCUGCACCGUGGAGCAGUACCUGCAGCUUAUCGAGAAGCGCGCCUCCGGCCAGCUCAUGACGGCAGCGCGCUGGAUACGACACUUCGUCACCUCGCACCCGGAGUACAAGAAAGACUCAGUGGUGAGCGAUGGCAUCACCUACGACCUCGUGGCGCGCAUCAACCGGCUGCAGCACAACUUCUGGUGCUGCCCCGAGCUGAUCGGCACGCCAGCCUCCAGGUCGACGGCGACCCCGCCCGCCUCUCCGGCUGCGUCGGGAACGUCGUCGCCUUCGCGCGAGGAAGACUACCAGCCGCCUCGGCAUGGCUCUGCGUCGUCGGAGUCCAAUUGAUUGGCAUCCGCCUUCAGCAACGUAAUGAAAUCGCGGGACUACG
Molecule: messenger RNA, 1969 nt
Organism: Dermacentor silvarum
Lineage: Eukaryota; Metazoa; Arthropoda; Arachnida; Ixodida; Ixodidae
Product: glutamate--cysteine ligase catalytic subunit
Exons: 1
Coding region: 1-1926 (641 amino acids)
Biological process (GO): glutathione biosynthetic process
Cellular component (GO): glutamate-cysteine ligase complex
Molecular function (GO): glutamate-cysteine ligase activity
Source: RefSeq, a predicted model, not a curated record